Tarenaya hassleriana is the source of this 3603-nucleotide messenger RNA. RefSeq names its product extensin-2-like. Gene Ontology annotation, biological process: plant-type cell wall organization. The record is from RefSeq and is a predicted model, not a curated record. The transcript is spliced from 3 exons. Gene Ontology annotation, molecular function: structural constituent of cell wall. Lineage: Eukaryota; Viridiplantae; Streptophyta; Magnoliopsida; Brassicales; Cleomaceae. Bases 126 to 3173 code for a protein of 1015 amino acids.
CAAACUCAUAACAACGAAAACCUCCCUCUCCCUCUUCGAGAAAUAGAUAUUUUCUCCUCUCUUUGAAAGAUUUGGAGAAUCUGAAGGGAGAAAUAAUCGCCGCCGGUGAGAUUUUCCGGUGAAGGAUGACGGCUCCAACAUGGGGUCGUGUCCGGCCACAGUGGGUAGUUGCUGUUUUAGCACUACUCGUUGGCUCGACAUUGGCCACUGAACCUUACUACUACAGCUCUCCACCUCCACCGCCUUACGAAUACAAAUCUCCACCGCCUCCGGUAAAGUCUCCUCCUCCGCCAUAUGAGUACAAAUCUCCGCCACCUCCGGUGAAGUCUCCUCCCCCACCGUAUGAGUACAAAUCGCCACCGCCUCCGGUGAAAUCUCCUCCGCCUCCAUACUACUACCAUUCGCCACCACCCCCGGUGAAGUCUCCUCCUCCACCGUAUUACUAUCACUCUCCACCUCCUCCGGUGAAGUCUCCUCCUCCACCGUAUGAGUACAAAUCACCUCCACCUCCGGUGAAGUCUCCACCACCUCCUUACUACUAUCAUUCUCCACCUCCUCCGGUGAACUCUCCUCCACCGCCUUACUACUACCAUUCUCCUCCACCGCCGGUGAAAUCUCCGCCGCCACCAUACUAUUACCACUCUCCUCCACCACCGGUUAAAUCUCCACCGCCACCAUACUACUACCACUCACCUCCACCACCCGUCAAAUCUCCGCCGCCGCCAUACUAUUACCACUCUCCUCCACCACCGGUGAAAUCUCCACCGCCACCAUACUACUACCACUCACCUCCACCACCAGUCAAAUCUCCACCGCCACCGUACUAUUACCACUCUCCACCUCCUCCGGUGAAAUCUCCGCCACCACCGUACUAUUACCAUUCUCCCCCACCUCCCGUAAAAUCUCCACCGCCACCGUACUAUUACCACUCACCACCUCCUCCUCCGAAAUCUUACCCACCACCAUAUUAUUACCACUCACCACCUCCUCCUCCAAAAUCCUACCCUCCACCGUAUUACUACCACUCUCCGCCACCGCCGAUGAAAUCACCUCCACCACCAUACUAUUACACAUCUCCCCCACCACCGAAGGAAACUUACUCUCCACCUUACUACUACAAAUCCCCACCACCGCCUCCAAAAUCAUACUCUCCUCCUUACUAUUACAAAUCUCCUCCUCCGCCGGUUCCUUACCAUACGUACCCUCACCCUCACCCUCACCCUCACCCUCACCCUCACCCACUUGUCUUUAAGGUUGUGGGUAAAGUGUACUGCUUCAGAUGCUACGACUGGGCUCACCCCGAGAAGUCCCACGACAAGAAGCACCUCAAAGGCGCGGUUGUGGAGGUGACGUGUAAAGCCGGAGACAAGACAGUGAAAGCUUACGGUAAAACGAAGAUCAACGGUAAAUACGCAGUUACCGUCGAAGGAUACGAUUACCGCAAAUACGGAGGCGAAGCAUGUACAGCGAAGCUUCAUGCGCCGCCGAAGGGUUCGCCGUGUAAUAUGCCGACGAGUUACCAUUGGGGUAACAAAGGAGCGAAACUUAGGGUGAAAUCUAAGACAAAAUACGAGGUUGUACUUUACGCCAAGCCCUUCGCUUAUGCACCGGAGAAACCGUACGAGGAAUGUCACAAGCCCGCUCCUUAUCACCCUCCCUAUUAUUACAAGUCUCCACCUCCGCCAUCUCCGAUUUACGUCUACAAAUCUCCGCCGCCGCCACCGGUGCAUUAUCCGGCUCCUUACCACCCGCCGUAUUAUUACAAAUCUCCACCACCACCAUCUCCGAAAUAUGUCUAUAAAUCUCCGCCGCCGCCACCGGUACAUUAUCCGGCUCCUUACCACCCGCCGUAUUACUACAAAUCUCCACCACCACCAUCUCCAAAAUAUGUCUACAAAUCUCCACCACCUCCUCCUGUACAUUACCCCGCUCCUUACCAUCCACCGUACUAUUACAAAUCUCCACCGCCACCGAUGAUGUCUCCUCCUUACUAUUACAAAUCUCCACCACCACCGAUGAAGUCUCCUCCUUACUACUACCACUCCCCACCACCACCAGUAAAAUCUCCACCACCACCGUACUAUUAUCAUUCACCACCUCCUCCGGUCAAAUCUCCUUCGCCUUAUUAUUACCAUUCACCACCACCACCGGUAAAAUCUCCACCACCUCCAUACUAUUACCACUCUCCACCACCUCCGGUGAAAUCUCCUCCUCCCCCAUACUACUAUCAUUCUCCACCUCCUCCGAUGAAAUCUCCUCCGCCACCGUACUACUACCACUCUCCCCCACCACCGAUCAAAUCUCCCCCACCUCCAUAUUACUACCACUCUCCUCCACCACCGGUCAAAUCUCCACCGCCUCCUUAUUACUACCACUCACCUCCACCACCGGUCAAGUCCCCACCGUCUCCCUACUACUACCAUUCUCCCCCACCUCCGGUCAAGUCUCCACCUCCUCCAUACUAUUACCAUUCACCCCCACCACCGAUGAAAUCUCCUCCACCACCUUAUUACUACCAUUCUCCACCACCACCGGUGAAAUCCCCUCCACCACCUUAUUACUACCAUUCACCACCUCCACCGGUAAAAUCUCCUCCACCUCCAUAUUAUUAUCACUCUCCCCCACCACCGGUAAAAUCUCCACCACCUCCAUACUAUUAUCAUUCACCACCCCCACCGGUAAAAUCUCCACCACCUCCUUACUACUACCAUUCACCACCUCCCCCAGUGAAAUCUCCGCCACCUCCGUAUUAUUACCACUCUCCACCCCCACCGGUAAAAUCUCCACCACCUCCUUACUACUACCAUUCACCACCUCCACCAGUAAAAUCUCCACCUCCUCCAUAUUAUUACCAUUCACCACCUCCACCGAUGAAAUCCCCACCACCGCCGUACUACUACCACUCUCCUCCACCACCGGUAAAAUCCCCACCACCUCCUUACUACUACCAUUCACCACCUCCACCAGUAAAAUCUCCACCUCCUCCAUAUUAUUACCAUUCACCACCUCCGCCGGUGAAAUCCCCACCACCACCGUACUACUACCAUUCUCCUCCACCGCCAGUAAAAUCCCCACCACCACCGUACUAUUACCACUCUCCCCCACCUCCGGUGAAAUCUCCUCCUCCUCCAGUCUACAUGUACGCAUCUCCACCACCUCCCACACACUAUUAGGCUCAACCCAUUCAAGCAAGUUUUUCAAUCAUUCAAGUUUGCUUUCAAGAAAUGGAAUAAAGGAAGUGCCCAUGAUGGGAAGAAGUGAACUAGAAGCUCCAUCUCCGAGUUCACCAAAUAAUGGUCCCGUUCUCGCGUCCAAGAACCAUAUAUCUCACACUGCGGACCAAAUCUCUCCCACUUCUAUGGUGGCCAUCUUCCACAUGUUUAUCUUAGUACUGUCUUCAAGUCGAACACAAUUAUGUCUUAUGUCAUCAUCGUCAUGUACUCUUCCUCCGAAGUGUUGGUGAUGAUAAAAAAAAAAAAGGUGUAAUUUAUUUGUUGUGCAUAGAAUUGUAUUUUGUAUAAUCCUUCUUAAUUUGGAGCUUCGUUCGUGUUUUAUGUAUCGAGAGUGAUUAUUAUCAGUAAAAUCUAUGGCUUUUCUCUAUAA